UCUAAGACGCUGAAGAUGGAAACCCCUACAACUGCUGUGAAUUCACCAAUAUCAGUAAGAAACGGUGAGUUUGAGAGAAACAACUCAUCCUCUUUCGGCACUCCACAGCAAGCCGGCUUUGUUUUUCUGUAUUCCAUAACGAUACUAGUCGCUCUGAGUGGAAAUUUCCUCCUGAUAUUCAUCGUCAAGUGGAGACCUCAAGCAAGGUCCCUCACACGGGUUUUGUUCGUUAACAUGGCCGUCGCUGAUAUCUUCGUGACCUUAGCUGUGAUGCCCGAGUCCAUGUCAUUUGUCUUUACUCUGGGGAAAUGGUUCCCUGGAGACCUAGGCCUUGUCACAUGUGCAGGUGUGAGGUACUUAAACUUCACCUCACUGGCGGCGUCCAUCGGUAGUCUAUUGUUAAUGUCAGUGGAUCGCUACUUGGGAGUUACUUUUCCUCUCGAUCGUUUCCCAAAAUUUCGUCGAGGGCGAAUCCUUUCCGUGGGAAUUUGGUUGAGUGCAACGAUUACCUCGAUCCCCGUUGCUGUGACAUGGAAAAAUGUUCAAUAUCGUCCAAACGGCACGUUUUACUGUGCGCCCUUGUUCCAGUCUCCUGGGAAAAACUUCAAGAUGAUCUUUUAUUACCUGUAUUUGUUUUUUCUUAUGUACUUGAUUCCACUACUUGUGAUAUCCACGCUAUAUUUCUCGGUUUGUCGCCGGCUGCGCAAGAGAAAUAUUCCAGGAUUCGAUAUUCCAGAAACGAAACAACGAAACGAGGCGACCAAACAAAAGGUUGUGCGCAUGCUUAUGAUAAUCACCGCUGUAUUCGCCAUCUGUUGGCUUCCAUCACAAGUCUAUAGUGUCGCGGCUCUUGGAUUCUUUCCUGAUGUUCAUUAUGUUCUACUUCCUCGCUAUGUGCAGUAUUUAUUCAACUGGUUGGGACACGCUAACAGUGCCAUAAAUCCAUGGUUGUGCUUGACCUUAAGCGAAACAUUGCGUGAGGCCCUUUGUAAAGUUUUGAAGAGAGAUCAGCAUUCCAACUCUCGUUACUCUAAAUCUACAAGAUCUCAGACCUCAACAAAAUAUACUUCAGUCAAGAGUGUGCGUAGCCCCGUACCAAUGCCAGAUGCCCACAUGGAUAGCAAAGAAAUACAUGAUGUGUGCAAUGACGAAGAAGAACAGAAUUGCCGCGAAACAAACGUGUGAAGAAGAAAAGUAAAUAAAAUAACGAGAAACAUUGGUCGAAUUGGGGCCUUUACAAAACUAUAUUACUCGACCUUACUUGUCAUAUGAAGUACUGGUUGCGAUGCGAAAUUGGUUAGAGAUUGAUAAGAUAUUCCAUAUUAUUUGGAAUUUUGAGAACAAUUAGAGAUAAACUGGAAGAUUUUAUAGCUACUGAUUCCAUUUCAACUUUGUCUCAUGCUGCAUGGUAUUUUAGUCGACAGUUUUCCAUUGAACAUUCUAACCAAUAAGGAGCCCACCUUUGUGCGCAGAAGCAGCAGUGGCUUGCCAUCAUUCACAGGAAUAGAGGCUGUAAAACUUCAAAACAAUGUGGCUUUGCAGCAUAGUGAUGUGCUGAGCGCAAAACUUUUGUCAUUUGCAUGACAUUUGUGACAAAUCCGCAUGAAUGAAUGACAAAUCCGCUUGAAUGUUUUGCCGAACAAAUUUUUAUCCUGGGCUUGCGGAGUUUUCGACUCUGGCUCCGAUACUUGGGAGGCAGUGUAACAUUCCUUAAAAAUUUUUUCCCAAGAGGAGAUGUGUAGAAAAACGUGGUAGUUUCGAAUGUGUGUUUUUGAAAUUGUUUGAUCUCCAAACGUUCAUCUUUCGAAUACACUUCCUUAGUUUGCUCUAAAGUUGAACUGAAUUAGAUGACAUCUUGUACUUGCUUUAGAUUGCAAUUUUUGGCAUUUUUUCUGUUAUCGUACAAUUUCUCUAUACUAGCUAUGCGGAAGAGAAUACCUAACAAGGAGAAGUUAUCGCCGUGCCACAAGAACAUUUAAGAUGUUUCCAACUGUUAAAUUGUUUUAUUCCGUUUUUAUGGCUUGGGUGAAAUAUUUGGUAAACAGAAUGGAUGGAAUAUAAGGCCCAUCGUGAGAUACACGAUUAUUCCUUCUGUGUUGAUAAUAUUGACAGACCCUCGACAUUUCUGAUGCCUGUUACUUCCUGUAAGUCAAAGUCUACGCGUGAUUGUAUACACGAUACCAAGAGAAAAAAUAGUGGGACAUUAUUUUAUCGUGACGAAAAUUCUGGAGUAGUUCCAUCCAGCUACUAUGCCAGUCCUGUACAACUCGAAAAACUUCCGUUUAAAAAGGAAGUCUUCUAGAAAUUUAAAAUGAAAGAUCCAAAUGAUUGCACCUUUAGGCGACGUCGUCAUUCUGUUUCUGCAAAAGAUAUUAUGUUCUUUGAAACAGGAUACCAAUUUCCACGCUUUAUAAAAGGCUAUGAACUGCCCAGGUGUUAUCAAGCGUUUGUUUAAUGAGAUGCGGUGGAAAGAUAAAAGUCGGUCCUAUCGUCGGUGUGUUUAAUGCAAGAUCUAUGUUCACUUAGCAGUAGAUUAACAAACUGGUUCCGAAGGUUCUCCAUUGAUGUUACUAAUGAGUUACCCUUUGCCAUAACUAUUUCUGGUGAUUAUUUAUGGCAAAGGGAAAGAUCCAAGUCCAGCAGAUAAAUAGCAAAUUAAAUAAACCUGAUGUUGAUAACCAACGCUGAA
Stylophora pistillata is the source of this 2689-nucleotide messenger RNA. Its product is annotated as prolactin-releasing peptide receptor. Gene Ontology annotation, molecular function: G protein-coupled receptor activity. The record is from RefSeq and is a predicted model, not a curated record. Gene Ontology annotation, biological process: G protein-coupled receptor signaling pathway. NCBI's taxonomy places the organism in Eukaryota, Metazoa, Cnidaria, Anthozoa, Scleractinia, Pocilloporidae. Gene Ontology annotation, cellular component: plasma membrane.